Eucalyptus grandis is the source of this 936-nucleotide messenger RNA. RefSeq names its product chitin biosynthesis protein CHS5. Gene Ontology annotation, molecular function: box C/D methylation guide snoRNP complex binding. The transcript is spliced from 6 exons. The record is from RefSeq and is a predicted model, not a curated record. Gene Ontology annotation, biological process: box C/D snoRNP assembly. NCBI's taxonomy places the organism in Eukaryota, Viridiplantae, Streptophyta, Magnoliopsida, Myrtales, Myrtaceae. Bases 155 to 757 code for a protein of 200 amino acids.
ACGGAAUUUUCUUUUCUGUGGUCGACUCCACCGUUCUUUGUUCUUCUUCCGCCUCCUCUCCGACGCAGGAAGCACCGACUGCUCAGCACAACGCAGUGACAGCUUCAAUCCUUCAACUUUGCUAUUGCUAUAGUAUUUUGGCUUAGCAAUAGAGAUGGAGACCACGAGCAAAGAACUUCUGAAACUAGAGAAAAAGGGUUCCUCUACCUCAUCUAUGGAGUCCACACUGGCUAUCUGUAAAAAGAAGGAUUCACACUCUCAAAGAAGGCGACAGCAUCUCAGCGGCAAGCCAUUAACAAGUUCAGCUCCUACAAGCCAAGUUCUUGGAAAAGUGAAGGAUUUUCUGGGGGUUAUAUCCGAAGCUAAUAACAAAUUGCAAGUCAAUGCAAAGGACAAUCCUCAAAGCUAUGACAUUGAAGUUCUCGACGGGAAUGAAUCAGAAAUUAUAGAAAUGGACUUAAUGUUGGGGAUCGCUGAUCUCCACACCCCUGAAGCAGUAGCAGCUGCAGAAUCCGCAGCUGCGAGUUGUUAUCCUCUGAAUCCAUUAGUUUCUAGCACUGGCGAAACAGAUUCAGAAGAUACUACAGACGACGACGACGAUGACCAAAAUGACAAUGAGAACAGUGAUGAUGAUCAAGCGGGAGUUCCAACGAAGCACGCGAGGUCCGAGUCUGGUGAAGAGGAUUCGUAUGGAGGGAUUGGAAACAAACCGUCGAAAAAGAAACCGAAAAAGCGUACCAAGAUUACUGAGUUAUGAUGAUUUGUACUUUGUUGUGUGACUUUCUUUAUGAUAACGAGAGAAAUGCAAGUUCUUGGGAGGAAGCAGUCGUCUAGUGACAACAAGCUUAUGAUAUGUAUGUUUCAAACAGCGAGUAAUUUCAGUUGGUGCGGUUUUGUAGAAUCAUAUGAAUCAUACGAGUUUUAUUCAGGACUUAA